This is a messenger RNA of Nylanderia fulva, 4751 nucleotides long. The record is from RefSeq and is a predicted model, not a curated record. Lineage: Eukaryota; Metazoa; Arthropoda; Insecta; Hymenoptera; Formicidae.
CAGCUUAACACUAAUCAAUUAGAGUCUAGGGAAAUAUGCUCUUGUUUCUAAAAAGCAAAAUAGAAAAAACAUGCUUUAAAAAGAAAAAAGAGAUUAUCUCUCAUGAGAUUAGAUUCGUCAAUAUCAUAAUACGUCAGUCAGAAGAUAUAAAGUAUCUUCCAAUGAUAACCCUUAUGUCACUUUUACUCUUACUGCUCGGAUUCGCUUGACUAGUUUAGAACGUGCAGCGACGCCGAACGGGUGUGAUUAUUCUAUUACGUGAAGUGUCGACGUUCACGAAAAUAAAGACAUUGUAAUGUCUUGACAAUAUUGUAUAAAACGAGGAUUGCAAUAGUGGUUGUAUUCUACAUUGUUGAAGCAAAAUUGGAUUAUUCGUAUACCUGCUAAUAUUUAUCUCACAGAAUAGCAUUGUAAAUACUUCAAGUAUAUCACAGUGAGUCAUAUAUUAAAGAGUGCAGGAGUAUAUUAAUUUAAAAAUGGAAAAGAACUUAAUCAAAGAACCGAAUAUAUUCAAUGGGAAUGUAAUGUUUAAUGGAUUUCAUGAAACGGAUUUACCAAGCGACGAGCUACAAGAAACACAAAUAUCAAAUACUCUUGUAUUUUAUGUGAAUGGAAAGCAGGUAUUAGACAAGAAUGUAGAACCACAAUGGACACUUUUAUGGUAUCUUCGCUACAAACUGGGAUUAACUGGCACAAAACUUGGCUGCGCAGAAGGAGGCUGCGGAGCCUGUACAGUUAUGAUUUCAAGAUUUGAUCGUACCACUGGCAGAAUUAUUCAUUUAGCUGUUAAUGCAUGCUUGACACCAAUAUGUGCUGUGCAUGGUCUAGCUGUAACUACUGUGGAAGGUAUUGGUAGCACAAAAACGAAAUUGCAUCCAGUACAAGAACGUAUCGCCAAAGCACAUGGAUCACAAUGUGGAUUUUGUACACCUGGUAUAGUUAUGUCUAUGUAUGCUCUGUUACGCAGCAUACCAAAACCAACUAUGGAAAAUUUAGAAAUUGCAUUUCAAGGUAAUCUAUGCAGAUGUACAGGCUAUAGGCCGAUUAUAGAGGGAUUCAAGACUUUUACAGAGGAAUGGGAGCAAUCGCAAUUGACGGCUACUGUACGAGAAGAAAAAAUAAAUGAUACAAGAGUUUGUUCAAUGGGCGAUGCUUGCUGUAAAAGGGUUUUCACUUCAGAGCCAACCGAGGUUUUCAAUUCUAAAGAAUUUUGCCCGUAUAAUCCUACUCAAGAACCAAUAUUUCCACCAAAACUAAAAAUUGAAUCUACAUUAGAUGAGCAAUAUCUGAUAGUGAGAGGAAACGUUAGUUGGUACAGACCAAAUUUUAAGACACUACUUGCCCUGAAAGAACAGUAUCCAAAUGCCAAAAUUGUCAUUGGCAACACAGAAAUUGGAGUCGAGGUGAAAUUUAAACACCUAAUAUAUCCAGUACUUAUACAACCAACACAGAUAAAAGAGAUACAUGAAAUAAUUGAAACACAAGAGGCAUUGAAAGUGGGUGCAAGUGUGACUUUGGUUGAGCUUGAAGAAGCAUUAAAACAUUAUAUUAAGAUAAAACCUGAACACAACACGAGGAUCUUUACAGAAAUAAUAAACAUGUUACAUUGGUUUGCCGGGAAACAGAUAAGAAAUGUUGCUGCCGUGGGCGGCAACAUAAUGACAGGUAGUCCAAUAUCAGAUUUAAAUCCGAUCUUUAUGGCAGCAUGUGUUAAAUUAAAUUUAUGCAGUUUAAAGCAUGGAAGUAGAACUGUACCGAUGGAUCACACCUUCUUUGUUGGAUAUCGACGUAACGUUGUUUUGCCCGAGGAAGUAUUAGUCUCCAUCGAUAUUCCCUUCACAAAAGAGAAUCAAUAUUUCAUUGCUUACAAGCAAGCGAAAAGACGGGAUGAUGAUAUUGCUAUAGUCAAUAUGGCCUUGAAUGUACACUUCGUUCCUGAUAAAAAUAUAGUUCAGGAAGCGCAUAUCGCAUUUGGUGGAAUGGCGCCUACAACUAUUUUAGCAAGACAAACCUGCCAGAAGAUAAUUGGAAAAAAAUGGAAUAAAUCAAUCUUAGAGGAGAUUUACGAUUCUUUACUCGAAGAACUACCGUUGGUUGAUGAUGCACCAGGAGGAAUGAUUAAAUAUCGUCGAUCUCUUACUCUCAGUUUAUUCUUUAAAGGAUUUGUACACAUCUCCAAGAAAUUAUCGAAAAAUAUUUCGACUGUAGAAUACUUGCCAAAGGAACUAGAAAGCGCAUCAGAGUGUUUCCAUUACAAAGCGCCAAAGAGCUCACAAUAUUACCAAGUGGUACCUAAAGACCAAGAAUCACAUGAUCUAAUAGGACGCCCUAUUGUGCAUGCUAGUGCAUUCAAGCAAGCAACGGGAGAAGCGAUAUAUUGCGAUGAUAUGCCUAAAUAUUCAGAGGAAUUAUAUUUAACGUUAGUUCUCUCUACUAGAGCACAUGCAAAAAUUUUGAAAAUUGAUCCUACUAAAGCACUAUCCAUGGAAGGAGUUGUAUCAUUUUUCUCUUCGAAAGAUAUAGCAAAAGACAUAAGGGUGGGCCCUGUAAUACAUGAUGAAGAAAUAUUUGUAUCAGAAAAGGUUACAAGUCAAGGUCAGAUAAUUGGUGCAAUCGUUGCUACAGAUCAAAUUAUUGCUCAGACUGCGGCAAGAAUGGUCGAAGUAGAAUAUGAAAAUAUAGAACCUGUUAUCAUAUCUAUCGAGGAUGCUAUCGAGCACAAAUCGUUCUUCUCUGGCUUAUCCAAGAGCAUUAUUAAAGGCGAUGCAGAGAAAGCUUUUAAGGAAGCAGAUCAUGUUUUAGAAGGAGAAGUACGCAUGGGUGGUCAAGAGCACUUUUACUUGGAAACAAAUGCUGCUAUUGCUGUACCUCACGAAGAUGAUGAAUUGGAAGUAUUCUGUUCCACGCAGCAUCCUACUGAGAUACAAAAAUUAAUCGCUCACGUUUUAAAUAUACAUAUCAAUAGAAUUAAUGUUCGCGUGAAGCGUAUAGGCGGCGGAUUCGGCGGAAAAGAAUCCCGCGCAGCUUUGCUCGCGAUACCAGUUGCAUUCGCAGCUCACAGGUUGCAGAAACCAGUUCGUUGUAUGCUGGACAGAGACGAAGACAUGUUGAUAAGUGGAACACGGCAUCCAUUUUUAUUUAAAUAUAAAGUAGGAUUUAAUAAUGAUGGUCUCAUUAAAGUGGCGAAAACACAUAUAUACAAUAAUGCAGGCUAUUCCUUCGAUUUAUCAAUAUCGGUGUUAGAACGUGCCAUGUUCCAUUUUGAAAAUUCAUAUAGAAUUCCGGUGUCAGAAGUACAUGGAUACGUAUGUAAAACAAAUUUACCAUCAAAUACAGCUUUCCGUGGUUUUGGUGGACCGCAAGGCAUGUUUGUCGCUGAAAAUAUUAUUCGACAAAUCGCUGAUUAUCUAAAACUGGAUGUCGUCAAGUUGUCAGAAUUAAAUUUAUACAAAGAAGGCGAUUUAACGCAUUAUAAUCAGCAACUUGUCAAUUGUACCUUGGAUCGCUGCUGGCGUGAAUGCAUAGCGUCUUCUCGUUAUAAUGAAAGAAUAAUCGAAGUUCAACGUUAUAACAGAGAGAAUCGAUUUAGAAAGAAAGGUCUCGCGGUCGUACCUACAAAGUUCGGCAUAGCAUUUACUGCUUUAACUUUGAAUCAAGCAGGUGCUUUGGUGCACAUUUAUACCGAUGGCUCGGUGCUAAUAAGCCAUGGUGGCAUUGAGAUGGGACAAGGUCUACAUACAAAAAUGAUUCAAGUUGCUAGCCGAGUACUAAAAGUAAAUCCAGACAAAAUACAUAUUGUUGAAACGGCUACUGACAAAGUUCCCAAUACAUCUGCUACCGCUGCAAGUGCCGGAUCCGAUCUAAAUGGCAUGGCUGUUAUGAAUGCUUGCAAAGAAAUUAUGGAACGAUUAGAACCGAUAAUAAAUAGCAAUCUAGAAAGUACAUGGGAAGAUUGGAUCAAAGAAGCAUAUCGUCAAAGGAUAAGCCUGUCUGCUGCUGGUUUUUAUCGAACACCUGAUAUCGGAUAUUCUUUCGAUACUAAUACGGGAAAUCCUUUUAAUUACUUUACGUAUGGAGUCGCCUGUACGGAAGUUGAAAUUGAUUGUCUCACUGGUGAUCAUGAGAUUUUACGAACAGAUAUUGUCAUGGAUUUGGGAGAGAGUUUAAAUCCAGCCAUUGACAUAGGACAAGUCGAAGGAGGCUUUAUUCAAGGAUAUGGUUUAUUCACAUUAGAGGAAAUGAUUUAUUCACCAACGGCAACUUUAUUCAGUAGAGGACCUGGCGCGUACAAAUUGCCGGGUUUCACCAACAUACCUCAAGAAUUUAAUGUUUCGCUGUUAAAAGGAGCUUCUAAUCCAAGAGCGGUAUACUCUUCUAAGGCGGUUGGCGAACCACCGCUAUUUCUGGCAUCAUCCGCAUUCUUCGCUAUCAAAGAAGCAAUUACGGCUGCACGUAAAGAUAUGAAUAUUCAUGGCUAUUUUAGACUUGAUGCUCCUGCCACUGCUGCACGUAUACGUAAUGCGUGCAUAGAUAAUUUAACAAUGAAGAUUACAGAACCUGAUUUAAAACGACAGUGGAAUAUAGUGCCAUAAUCUAUGAGAUUCUUAAACACUAAUGCUUUCCUAAUAUUUUUUUUAUGUUUAUAUCAGAAAUAUGAAACAGUUAAAUAAUAGAGGAGUUUGAUUAUAUAGGGAAAAAUCAGUUUUUUAUCAAAUAAUUAAAGCUUUAAUUAUGUGAUAAAAAUUAACUUG